CCAAGGAAAGCCCCAGUGACCCACUACAGGGCUUGAUUGCAGGAUUACAGCAUUAUUGGCACAUUUUUUCACAAAAACCUCCAAAGCUGGAAUAUUGCCAAAGAGCUCCUUCCAAGUUCCAGCUCAGUAAACAGGAGGAAGGGAAACACCCAGUUGCUGCUGCAGGCUGGACAAAGUUCUGAACUCAGAAAGUGAAACUAACCCUGUUACACUGUCCAGAGGGAGCCAUGGAAAAACCUCCAGGAUGAAGCUAGUUGUCCCUUCUGGCUGGAAUACUUCAAAGGCCCAGUAAUUAUAGACUGUGGGCACAAUUUCUGCAGACGUCUCCUGCCCUCGGUGCAGAAAACCUGCCCAGCAUAGAAACCCGAGGCUGAACAGGCAGCUGGCAAAUGUCUUAGAAAUAGCCAAAUGACUGGGUUUACAGGUAGCAAAGGGAGCAGGAGGGGAUAGAUUGUGUGGAGAACACCAGGAGCCUCUCAAACCGUUCUGUGAAGAGGAUCAAACAAACCUCCAUCUGCUUGGUUUACGACAGAGCUCGGGCUGUGAGUCCCAUAGAGGAGACUUCCCAGGAGUACAAGUUUUGCAACUGAAGUUACAAUGAAGAUGAAGAUUUCCUCAUUCUGCUGCUGCUCCACAACCAUCUCCUCUGUGCCUGGCUUUAUCAUUUUCUUAUUUGAUUUCCACAUUCACCAGCAGGUCUCAGCCCAGUUUAGAGUCAUUGGACCUGACCAGCCUGUCACUGCCAUUGUGGGAGAGGACAUUGUGUUACCCUGCCACCUGUCCCCCAGGAUGAGUGCUGAGAACAUGGAGGUGAUAUGGUUCCAGUCCCAGCUCUCCCAGUUUGUUCAUCGCUAUAGUGAUGGGAAGGAUCAGACUGAAGAUCAGACACCAGAGUAUCAGGGAAGGACAGUGUUUCUGAGAGAUAGUAUCGUUAAUGGAAAUGUUUCGCUGAGGAUACACAAUAUCAGACCCUCUGAUGAGGGACAAUAUAGGUGUUUUGUUCAGUCCUUGACAUUUUAUAAUGAAGCCACAUUGGAACUGAAAGUAGCAGCUUUAGGUUCUGAUCCGCAGCUCUCUGUUGAGGGUUAUCAGAAUGGAGGGAUUCGGGUGGUUUGUCAAUCCAUUGGUUGGUAUCCAGAGCCCCAGGUGCUAUGGAGAGAUCCCAGUGGACAGCAUCUAUCAUCACUCUCUGAAAUAUCCCGAGUGGAUGAUGGCCUGUUUGAAGCACAAACUACAGUCAUUAUGAUAGAAAACUCAAACCAAAAAUUGUCCUGUUGUGUCUGGAACAGCCACUUCAAUCAAGAAAAGGAAUCAACAAUUUAUGUAUCAGAUGUUUUCUUCCCAAAUGUCUCCCUGUGGAUUGUGGCUGUGUGUGUGAUCCUGGUGGUUUUAUUUGUUUGCAUUGGCCUCAUUGUUUAUCUCUUCAAAAUGAAAGAGAAACUUGCAGCUGAACUUAGAUGGAGAAGAGUCCUCACUCACUCAGAGAAUUUGAUUGUGGAUCCAGACACGGCUCAUCCCCAGCUCAUCCUGUCUGAGGAUUGGAAACGUGUGAGAUGGAGAGACACACGACAGGAUCUGCCCAACAAUCCUGAGAGAUUUGACUCUAGGGCCUGUGUGCUGGGCCUCGAGGGAUUCACCUCCGGGAGCCAUUACUGGGAGGUGGAGGUGGGGGCUGGGAGAGGCUGGGCUGUGGGGGUCGCCAGAGCGUCUGUAAAGAGGAAGGGAUGGAUCAAGCGUAAUCCUGAGGAGGGGAUCUGGGCUGUGGACUAUGAAUGGAGUGGUCAUUAUCGGGCUCUGACUUCUCCUAGGACCUGCUUGCCUUUGAGUGAGGUCCUCAGGAAGCUUGGGAUUUAUCUGGACUAUGAACGGGGGCAGGUGACAGUUUUUGAUGCUGAUAAAGAGGCCCCGAUCUUCACUUUCCCAACAGCCUCUUUCAACCGAGAGAGAGUCUUUCCUUUACUUUGGCUGUGGGGUACUGAAUCUGAGCUCAGACUGUGCCCCUGACUUGGGAUGAUGGGGUGGGGAUCAGCCAUUAGACCCAUUAAAUGAGGCCACAGACAUCCCAGUCUCUCUGACUCUGGAGUCCCAAUGUCUCUGCACUGUCAAAAUCAGGUGUAAUUAAUAGGCUGUUCAGUGCUGUUGCACCCCAAGCUCCUGAAGUUACUCAGUAUUUCAGCAAGUACAUCCAGACUCAAUGCACGCACUGAAAGGCUAUUUUCUCUAGCACUUAGUGUGUCCUUCUGGGCUCUCAGGGAGAUUUUACUUGGGCUGGAAGAAAGGAAAGGUUGCCAGUGCCCUAGGUACAGAAGCAUCCAGUAGAUGGUUAAGGCUGUUCAGACUUAGUGUGUUCAGUCCUCCAGUCCUCUGUUAGCAGCAAUUUGGUAUUAUGCAUGUUUCAUGAACAGGAUCAGUCUGUGGUGUGCUCCGUUUGGGGGGCCCUCUGUGUUAUCCUCCUGCUAUUGCAUGUUCUACCCAGCUCCAGUCGGAACCUGAAUCUCGACUAUAUGAGUGUGACACUGUACCUCAGGGGAACACCCUACACCUCUGUGUUCAUCCUUAUAAUAUGAUUGUGUGGUAUCUAAUGCAAAGUUUGUCAUGUCAGGUGUCUUCGGAAGGCUCAUGAUGCACUGAGCAUUGUUGUU
Messenger RNA from Dermochelys coriacea (leatherback sea turtle), 2642 nucleotides. Its product is annotated as butyrophilin subfamily 1 member A1-like. Gene Ontology annotation, molecular function: protein binding. Bases 598 to 2004 code for a protein of 468 amino acids. The transcript is spliced from 8 exons. Lineage: Eukaryota; Metazoa; Chordata; Testudines; Dermochelyidae. The record is from RefSeq and is a predicted model, not a curated record.